Messenger RNA from Chanos chanos (milkfish), 4191 nucleotides. RefSeq names its product remodeling and spacing factor 1a (gene rsf1a). Gene Ontology annotation, cellular component: RSF complex. The record is from RefSeq and is a predicted model, not a curated record. Gene Ontology annotation, molecular function: histone binding. Lineage: Eukaryota; Metazoa; Chordata; Actinopteri; Gonorynchiformes; Chanidae. The transcript has 17 exons. Gene Ontology annotation, biological process: negative regulation of DNA-templated transcription.
UAACCUAUUGGAAAAAUGGCUGCUCCGGCGGCUGCAACGGGUCCUCCUCCAGUUUUAUGCCCAAGUUUUGCUGUCGUCUGCUCUUUCCUGGAGCGAUAUGGCACCGCUUUGGACUUACCCGAGAUGACAUUCCCAGAGAUGGAGCGAUACUUACAGGAGACAUCGUCCGUUCCAAAGCCCCUGGUGGAGCUGCAUGUCAAACUCCUGAGGAAGAUGGGCAAGUCAGUGUCUCCUGAUCGAUGGGAGAAGUAUCUUGGCAAGCUGUGCCAGGAAGUGAACGGUACAUGGGCAUGGGAGCUGGAAACAAAGGGCUACCCAGAGCUGACUACAGAGUGUAAGACUGAUAUUUUAAAGUACCUGUGUGAGAGUCAGUUUGAUGAGAACCUGAAGUUUAAGAUGGCUGUGAAUGAGGAGGAGCCAGACCACAUGCGUUUGCAGCCCAUUGGCAGGGACAGGGAAGGCUUGCUGUACUGGCUCCAGCUGGACCAGGAGCAGAACGUUCGGGUGUACGUUGAGGAGCAGGAUGAUGUGGAUGGGUCGUCAUGGAGAUGCAUUGUCAGGUCUCGUAAUGACCUGGCAGAAACCUUAGAGCUGCUAAAAUCCCAGAUCCCUGGUCCAGAUGUCCAGACCCACCAGAAACAGAAGGACGAUGCCACCAGUGCAGGCAUGGAGGAAGGGAAGAGGAAGGACAAGGCUGAUAAAUCUGAGGAUGCACCCGAACGAGACAGCAUGGAAAUCACCAGUGGGACUAACCAUUCUGUAAUAGUUACCAAGGCAGAAAAUGAGGAUGCAUCCUCUGAGAAGGAUAACAAAGAGGGACUGAAAGACCUCACCCUGUCAGCACAAACAGAGGACGGAGAGAUGUCCAAGAGGACGAAUGUAGACAGCAGUCUGGUAAAGUCAGAGGACAGGCCUGUGAUAGACAACAGGGUCAGUACCAUCAAAACACUCAUCAAGGUGGAACCCAAGGAUACCCCUGCAGCGUGGAAUGCCGUCUCAGUGGUCAUGGCACCAGGCUUUGUGAAGCAGGAAGCCAUGGGGGUGUCCAAGACCCGAGAUGUUGUGAAAAAGAGGACCCCGGAUGAAGUGGAGAGGGCUUUAAAGAGUGACCAGCAGGCCAAGAUACCACUGAAGAAGAGAGAGCUGAAAAGAAGUGAGAGUUUUGACACCACUAACCACAAUAACGACCUCCACCACAUCCGGAGUAACCGAAACAGCAACGGGGGCAUGACCACAGGAGGUAUAAUAGUCCGAAAUCCAUCAGUGUUACCUGUUAAGGAACAGCCGCAGACAGAGGUAGACAUCACAGAGAGAGAAAACAGAGUGGAUUAUCCUCAAAAUGUGGUUAAGGAGCCGUAUGUGGGCGUCGGCGUGAUAAUGGGUCCUGUUGAAAGAAAACAAGAGUCCACUCUCUCUAAGGACAGGAAUGGCCUUCAUACCAAUUUUAAGAUCCUGAAAACUGAAAACCUGUCACAAACUGAGAAUGUCAAUAUCAGACAGUCUGUCCUGGUUCGAAAAAACACAAUUAUAGAGAGUAAUAUGGCCACUCGUUCCUCUGUUUCUGAAGAUCCGACUCCCAGACAAGCCAGUGGUGAGGGGAAAAAGGAUCUCCCCCACAUCAGAGGAGGAAACGGAGAGGAGGUGGGGGAGAAAUCGGGGUACCCGCCAAAUUUAGCGCAGUCUAAAGGUGAGAGUUUGACGGAAGCUGCAGAGAGGACACCACUCGUGAGAUGCAGUUCACCCAGAGAGAUCCCAACCCCUCCUUUUGAGAGGAUUGAGGAGGAAAAGGUCAAAGGGGAGAAGGCUGAGACGAUCAAGGGAAAAAAUAAACUGUUGUGCAGUGGAGUAAGAGCUGACCAGCAGUCCAGUGGUCAUGGAGAAGACGCGAAGGAGGAGAGGGAUACACUGUUUGGGAACACAAGGAGGAAAGGUUGCGACAUGGCCAAGACUGGAGCCCUGGGCCAGGACAUGGGCCACACAAGCAGAGACAACACUGAGGAGCAGAGCGUGGAGAGAUGUGGUCAUCUGGAGUUUGGACAAAGCGGUAGCAGUAAGGAUGAAGUUUCCUCAGAGCUGCAGAAGGAAGGCAUCCGUCUGAAGAUUAAGAUCCCUCUACAUAGGAGGACCCCAGAGAUCCAGCGAGAGAGGGAGGAGGAAAUAAACGAGGGGCAGUCCCUGCGCAGAUCUGCUAGGAUCUGCAGGCCCAGCCCCAAACUAGCAGAGAUCCAGGAUAGGAAACAGGAGAGGAAGCAAACAACACCCCCUGCUGCACUGGAGGAGGAAGACCACGGUGACAACACAGACGGUAGAAUGUGUCAGAAGAGAGAGAGUCACAAGAAAAUGAACCGUGACGGACAAAUCAAACUGACGAAGGGGAGACGGCGACAUCGUAGAGUGCGUUGGUCAAACAUUCGCUCAAAGAACCGCAAAACAAAAUUGGAGGGUGAGGAGGAGGUGGGAGAGAGCAGGGAGAAAGGGGCUGAGCAGGACAGCAGGAGAUCAGAGGGAGACAAUGAGAAGACAGGCUCAGAGUCAGAGCCCUCACAGGAAACGCCAAACGAUGACCCCUGUCGCCAGUGUGGGCUCCCCAACCAUCCAGAACUGAUUCUGCUCUGUGAUCAGUGUGACGGUGGUUACCACACUGCCUGCCUCCGGCCCCCCCUUAUGAUUAUCCCCGACGGGGAGUGGUUCUGUCCCCCCUGCCAGCACAAGCUGCUAUGUGACAGACUGGAGGAGCAGCUGCAGAACCUGGACAUGGCGCUAAAGAAACGGGAGCGUGCAGAAAGGAGGCGAGAGCGUCUGGUGUACGUGGGUAUUAGCGUGGAGAACAUCAUCAGCACUCCGGUAUGUCCUGUACAUUUGUCUCCAGACGGAGACACUGAAGGAGCAAAGGCUGAGAAAAAGAAAGAUUCAAACAGGAACAGAAACCAGGAGAGGAGAUCAACAAGGACGAGAAAAUCCAUCAGUUACAGAUUUGACGACUUUGAUGAAGCCAUUGAUGAAGCAAUAGAGGAGGAUACCAAAGACUCCAGAGGAGGAGGUGCAGGUCGCGGUAAAGACAUGGCCACCAUUACAUGUCAGCAGAGGAGAGAGGAGGGCAAAGAGAACCGUAGACCUGCCAAAACUGCCCCUGCCUCACGCAGGAAGAAACGCCGGCGACUGAAUGAUCUGGACAGUGACAGCACCAUGGAAGAGGAAGAGAGUGAGGAUGAGUUUCAGCUCAGCAGCAGCUCUGAGGAGGAGGAGUUUGUGGUGUCAGGAGAGGAGGGGGGCAGUGAGGGAGAUGCUGGUUCAUAUGACUAUAGUGACUGGGGGAGUACAGUCAGUGGAGCUGAGCAGCCACUGUACAGAAGACACACCCACAACAGCCGAAACCAAACAACCCGCAGGAGCGCACGCAGGCUCCUGGCACGACAAAAGCCCUCCUCAGAGGAGGAGAUGGAUGAGUCAGAAGAGGAAGAGGAGCAGAUAGGUUUGUAGACGGAGGGCUCCAGUGAAUUUAGUGAGAGCGACAGAGACAGGAGGAGGAGGCGGUCACGGCGGAGUCAGAAUGCACAAGUCAACUACCGUGAGACGUCUGAGUCUGAGGGCAACGUGUCUGGACAGGACAGACCCCAGCGUCACUGUCGCCGUCUGUCCAGCUCCAACAGCGAAGAGUCUAUGUUUUCAAAAGACUCUGAGAGAGAGGAGGAGGUGGAGGAGAAGAGGAGGUGGGGAAGAGAGAAGGAGGGUGCCCGAGAGGACUCCAAAUACAGGCACAGACAGCUUAUUCUGAAGAGACGGAGAACGUCGACUGACGAGGAUGAUGACGACGAUGACGAGGUUGAUGAGGAAGACUCGGAGGAGUCUGAGGAAGAGGAGCGGCCUGUCCGUAAAAGGCUGAACCGCAUAGAGACUGAUGAAGAGGAAAAGGAAGAGAAUGAUGAAGAAGAGAAGAGAAAUCUGAAGAAGCGAGGCAGAAGGAGCAGUGGAGUUUCGGACUGCAGUGAUCUUUCUAGUGGUCUGCUCUCUCCUGGUCUGGAGGCCUCGGUGCACAAAUACUCAAACAAAAACACUGGGGGGUCCAGAGACCACGUUCGGCACAGCAGCCUGGCCAGUCAGAGGGCUCCAUCUCAGGACCAAGAUGAGGAGGACUUCUCUGAGGUCACAGACCUUGUGCACUUUGUUUUUAAUAGUGACCAGCUGUCAUAG